AAAUGAUAGUUACAUCACCGGAACUGUGAUAUAUCGAAUAAAUGAUAAUAUUGAUAAAUUUAGAGAAAUUACUUUUAAGAGUUUCCCCAGAAAUUCUGAUUCGUUGGUUACUCCGUUUAAAAAAAAUUCUAUUGUUUUGAUGGUUGGCUGUUAUGUAUGUGAAGAUAAUAUAGAAUAUAUCACUAUAAUUCAAUCUGUUCCUGUAUCUUAUUCUGAUAAUGAAUAUACUCUUACCCAAGAAGACCUCCCAAAUUCGUCUCUCUUAUUACUUUACUCAGCUCCUGUAGUACCAAAUUCAUAUAUUCCUGACAAUAAUAAAGGUCGAGAAAGUUUUAUGCUAGCAAGGCAUUUGUAUAAUGGAGUCACUAACAAUAAACAAAUUGACUCUAAAGUUAUCGUAUCAUAUCUAAACGAAAACAAUUGUUAUAAUGCCUUAAAAAAUAAUCUAAAAAGAACUGUCUUAUCUGUCAUAGGAUGUGACGCUCAAGCUUCAAAUACUUCGUCUAGUAGAACAACAUCUUCACAAGGAGAACUUGACACACAACUUGAAAGCAUCGAAGAAAAAUAUGCUAUAUUAACAUCUUAA
Molecule: messenger RNA, 586 nt
Organism: Dentiscutata heterogama
Lineage: Eukaryota; Fungi; Glomeromycota; Glomeromycetes; Diversisporales; Gigasporaceae
Source: the annotation of a GenBank genome assembly